Messenger RNA from Meleagris gallopavo (turkey), 2939 nucleotides. The record is from RefSeq and is a predicted model, not a curated record. NCBI's taxonomy places the organism in Eukaryota, Metazoa, Chordata, Aves, Galliformes, Phasianidae.
AUUUUACACACUUGUAUUCAAAAUUCAAAACAGUGGUUUCUUGCCCAUGUUGUGCUCUUUUUUUCAAAACAGUCACAUAAGGUUUGUGCCUAAGCCCACUGAAUUCAGUGGAAAUCUUUCCAUUAAUAAGCAUUGGCUCAGCCUCUUACUGCAGUCCAAUUUCAGUGUAGGCAUAAAAUAACAGCAGAUGUUUAAUCUGAAAAGCCACUUUGCAGUGCUAGUACUCUAACACUAGCUAGCAUCUAUUUCUGUUGGGGUUUGUCUGAAGAAACUUCUGGUUUUGCCUAAAGGAAUGCAUUUUUUCUCCCACUGAUCACCUACACAAAUUUUUUGCACUCUUGCACCUAAGCAAUCAAGCUAGCAUUUACACCACUAACUGUUGUGUGAACCCUCUGGCAAAGUGCUUGAGAACAUAAACCUAAGCUUCUGAACCAUAGCAAAACAGUUCUGGUGUAUGGUGUCAUUGAAAAUGGAAAUGGUUCCACUAUGGCAGACCAUUCUCACAUGGCAGCUGUGUUUUGCUAAGCAGAAGAGCACUAUCAGCUAAACGGCAGCCUUGUCCCUAGCCUGCUGCUUUUCCUCCCAGUUGUCUUCCCUGACUCUGUGCAGAGCCCAUCUGGUCUGCUCAGAUCCCACUGCAUUCUCGUACAUAAUAAGAAGUAAAAGGGAAAGAUGUUUUUCUUAGAACUACUUAGAAUAUUUUUAGAAUACUAGAAGCUGCUAUUCAUCCACUGGACUGGUUUAACUCAACUGAGGAAUUAUCUAGUAUAAGCAGUAAUAAAAGUAGCUGUAAACCUACAUAACAGAUUAUAAUCUACAACUGAAGAUUUUCUUUAAGCCCUAAAACGCUUAUAUUUGUCACUAGACCCACUUAUGUGUACAGCAACAUUUAAAGAACAUUUACUCAAAGAAAGCAGAACAAAACAAACUUCAUACAUAUCUGAAUGAAUUUACUCUACAACUGAUUUGAAAGAUCUCUGAGGAAAAAAAAAAUCAGAGAUAAGAAAACCCUUAAGUACAUUUAUUUUAACUCAGGAAGAUGUCCUGUCUGUUAACUAAUGACUGGCAAUAAGAUUAAGGGUUGAUACAACACAUUCAGCAACUUUUAAUCCAAAUUUCAAUAUUAUAGAUGAUUUCCAAUUCAAUAUUGAUAAUGUCCCUUAAAACAUCACCAAAAUCAAACAGAGGGAGAGAAGCCAACAUCAUGAAUAAAAGGACUUUGCAAGUAGUGGGCUAACAUCUUUUAUGUAGUGCUAAUAGAAGAAGAGUAAGCACAAGCAAAAAUGGCUUAUGCCAUUUUACCAAUUCAGUGAUUUUUAAGUAAGCAAGCAUUUAAUUAACUCAUCACCGGUAGUAAAUGGACAGUAAAAAUGCAUACAGAAAUGCAUACAAGAGCCCACAAGUUUUACAGCAAACGCCACUUGGCCAUGCAAUGGUGAGAUUGUGCAUCAUGCCCACGUUGCUGCCACACCGCCCACACCGCCCCGCAGCCCACACAGCGGCCGGCAGCAGCUUCACGCUGCUGGCAGAGAGGAGCUGCCGCAGCGCUCACACACAGCACCCACGCACCGCGUCCACGCAGCCUGUCCCCAGCAUGGGGUGGGUGCAAGCACAGCUUGCUUUCUGCACCCGUGUUUUUCUUGCUCAAGGCAGCAAGCCAGCCCAACCGGCUUUGUUGCCCUGAUGGCAGCGCGGUGGUGACCCCGGCACCAUUUUCCACACAGGGGGCUGAGAGGCCACUCCAGGGGACGGACAGAGAGCCGGCUGAUGGCAAUGCGGCUGCUGAGGGCACACUGGGGCUCUGGGUGCCGGUGUGGAGCUCAGGGCGGCCUGCAGCCCGCGGUGCUCGGGGCGGCGCACGGAGCCGCCGAGAAGCAGUCGCCUGGUUGCCUAGGGAACCAGAUCUUGGCUAGAAAUAGUGAAUCAUUUCCAGGUCACUCUCAACAUGGAGAGUGGAGCGGGGAAGCACUGGACUGAGGAGGAGGUUAAAGCCUUGCUAAGCAUCUGGUCGGAGAAGAGCAUCAGGAAGCAGCUCCACGGCACCCUGAGGAAUAAAGGAAUAUUCAUCUACAUCGCCAAAAGGCUGCAGGAGUUAGGAGUUUGUAGAGAUUGGAAACAGUGCCGAGCAAAGUACAAAAACCUGAAGUAUGAAUACAGAACAGUUAAAUAUGCCCGCAACUCCGGGGAUGCCACUAAAACCAUGAAGUUUUUUCAUGACCUGGAUGCCAUACUGCGAUGUGAACCUGUCGCACACUUGGCUGCCGAGGGGAACAGCAGGUGCUCCACCACCGCACGGCUCAACGCCAGUCCCACCGCAGACAGCAGCCAAGGUGAAUUAUCAGUUUCUUUAGAAGACGAUGAGGAUGCACCAGGAGAUCCACUACUUUUUAUGUCACAUGUCAGACCAGUUCAACUAGGUAUAGUAUGAUGGAGCAGUGACCCAAAAUAGCUUUCCAAGCUUUCAGAGGAUUUUCAAUAGCUUGAAUAUGCCAUCAUUGUCUGAUCAACAAAGCUUUAAAAUAAUCACACCAUUCCACCUUCUCCUUCCUAGUCUUAGUACUUAGUAGUCUCGUGCAUCACUAAAUACUUUUCACUGCAUGUGAUAUGCCUCCUGUUCGACCCCCACUCCCACUCAAAAGACAUCCCAUGUUAUAGCUUAAUCAUAUUAACCAUAUUAGUUUUGUUAAAUGCUACUGGAAAGCACGCCAAGUGGUAGUGUGUGAUCCACAUGUCAACUUGUGGAUUUUCUCCAACUCAUGUAACUUUUGCUUGAAGUAGUACUUAGUGAAUGGCCUGAGCCAGGACAGCAGUGCAGAAGUCUGACCUCUCCUACUAAGUAAUCCAGGUUCACAAUAGUCUUCACAGCAACUGUGUCCUCUCUUCAAGCAAAGGGUGGUGAACAAUGUUUUAGUCCAACAAUACAACUUGAAACUGGCCAG